Cyprinodon variegatus (sheepshead minnow) is the source of this 2890-nucleotide messenger RNA. It is a transcript of the gene bcl2l13, whose product is annotated as BCL2 like 13. The record is from RefSeq and is a predicted model, not a curated record. Bases 214 to 1866 code for a protein of 550 amino acids. Gene Ontology annotation, biological process: apoptotic process; regulation of apoptotic process. Gene Ontology annotation, cellular component: mitochondrion. NCBI's taxonomy places the organism in Eukaryota, Metazoa, Chordata, Actinopteri, Cyprinodontiformes, Cyprinodontidae. The transcript has 7 exons.
UUGUGUGGCGGAGUUUGUUGCUGCUGCUGCUGUUUCCACCCGGCGGUGCUUCUCCGCUCACUUCAGAUAACGCUCCUGUGGAGGAUUGCGGCGCAUAAUUCCCCUCAUCGUGGCUGUUGUCAGUAUUUGGUUGUUUUUGGACGAGGACGGUCAUUCGUCCAGCUUUGACUGUAAACAUUAAUGUGCCUUUGGGUCUGAGAGCCGUCAGAUCCAAUGGCCGCCUCCAGUGCCUCAGCCACUGCCACCGUGCCUACAGGGUUUCAUUAUGAAACCAAAUACGUUCUGCUAAACUACCUGAGAAUGCUGCCUGCCAAAAGAUCCCGCACUCCGACCACAGAACAAGGAGAAACCCAGAAAGAGCAGGAGAGGAGAAGAAUGAAGGAGCAGAUAGAGGAAGAGCUGAAACAUCUGGAGGAGGAAAUGUCCGCCUCCUUUUCCAGCACAGGUUUGGACCACCGGCAGUCCUCUGUGUUCUCUCCACCAAACCCAGAGAGCUCAGUAGAAGACGGCCUCGCGUCCAUCGGAGACAGGGUGGCCCUGGAUCUGGGUCCAGACCUCUCAGCAGCCGUAGAAACACUCCUCGCAGGACCUUUGGACUAUCAGAGUUUUCACAGCACAACAGUGGAUCUGAGCAAACACACCCCAGAAGGCUGGAACAAAGUCUUGGUGCCUCUGGUGCUGCUUCAGGCUCUACAGAGUGAGGGGAAGCCUUUGGCCACUCUGCUGCAGUUGGGUCUGCGCUGCCUGGAGGAAGACCAGGCUCACUUCAUUAUCCAGCAAGGAGGAUGGGGUAAGCUGCUGGGCCUUGUGCAGGAGGAGGAGCCGACGGGGCCAAUUGCAGACGACAGCAACGACAUCUACAUCCUGUCAGAGGAUCAGCAGCCUGACCAGCCCAGCCCGCCGUCCUCGCUGCUCUGCACAGGAGACGACAGCGAGCAGAGCUCCUGGCAGACGGAAAGUUUAGCCGUGUCCUGGGCACAGGUUGGAGCGAUGGACCCCGAAGAUAUCAAGAGCCUGGACAGCAACGAGGGCGCGGCCCUGGCUGAGGAGCGCAGCGAAAACAACUCCUCCAACUCGGACAUCGUCCACGUCGAACGCGAGGAGGCUGAGCUGCUGGAGGAAGGCGGCGACGCCGCAGCGAUAGAUGAAAGCAUGAUGAGCGUGCUGGGCACUGAGAGCGACCUGGCGGCACUCAGGGCCGAGUUCGGGACGGUCUCCACACCUCCUGCAUCCCUAAUGUCAUUAGAGGAGCCGGUCAUCAUCGAGACGCCCAUCAGUUCUGCAGAGCCUUCCCACCUCUCCGCAGAACCAGAGCUGCUCCAUCCCACUCCAGACCCGGUUGCUCUCCCUCAGACAGAGCCCCAACCUGGACCUGAAGCUCCUCCCGCUGUUCCUGCAGUAGAACCAGAACCUGAGCCAGAACCCAAUGCUGCCUCCAUGCCUGUUGAGGUGGAAACUACAGGUCAAGUCAAGGAAAUCUUACCAGCACCAGCAGAGCCAGAAACCUCAGCAGAACCAGCUUCUAAACCAAAGCAGGAAAUGGAGCCAGCCACAGUUCCUCAGCCGCCAGAACCAGAGACUGUGGCAGAGCCCCAUUCCACAGAGGCCCCCGCUCCUGAACCCCCAGCCCAGGAGAUCCCAGUAGUAGCCCCAUUAACAUAUGAGAUGAUGCUACCUGUGUGCACAACUCUAGAAGCUCCUGAGGCCCCUGAAGAAACCCCACUGGUCCUUAAAGAGGAUUUAGCUGAGGAGGUCCCAGAGCAACCAGAAGCAGCAGAAGAGUGCCCAGUGCUGCUUUAUGGAGGAGCUGUGCUGGUGCUUCUUGCUGCUAUAGCCUGCAGCCUUGUAUUACUCAGAGGGAGGUAGAGCAUCCUGUAGGAAGGAAAACCCCUCAGUGUAAAGAAAUAUUUUAUUAUAGACGUCAGAAGGUCCUUCAGUGUGUGCUGGAUAUAUAUGAUUAGUUGAUCCUCGAGGUUUCAACCCUGAAGGUCUGUAAGCAAAGCAAAAUCCUCUAUGGUGGUGCUGCAGUUCGAUCCGGUCCAAACGCUCCCCUCUCUCUGCUCUGAUAGGAUCCUCACUCCAACCUCAGAUGUGUUUGGAUCUCCGUUCGGACUUCCUGUCAGUUACAUGCUGUUUUUCUCCUGUUUGGCUUUUAGUUUCACAUGAAAUUAAUCUGAAAAUUUCAGCGGCAAAUCCUCAGAUUUAAUUUUCUACUUUGAUGAUAAAUUCUGAAACAUGUUAUGUUGAGGUGGACCCAUUCAAAGACCAUCUGUUAUAAAAGGAAUUUCUGACAUGUUCUGCUCUACAUGCAACAUGUUUUUUAUUUUCUUCUAAAUAAAAUAUUUGUUUUUCUUCCCCAUAAAGAUGAAUUAGAUUUUUUAUUGCUGCAUUCAUUCCAAUCCUCUGAUGUUGCGUACCAGAGUUGGUUUGAUGAAUUUAAAACGCUGCUGUGUUGUUUACAGUAUUUAAUGUAUCAACCCCAGAAAUUCUCCAACAUUUAAGGGUGGGGUGAAAACUGGAAAGUACGGUUCAGUUGGAUGUGUUUACUCUGUAGAUGGUCUAUUAGUCAGAAUAAGUUCUGCUGCAGGUUCUACCUGGGAGCAGCUGCAGAAACCGGUUCUCUGGAACCCAUAGAGGUUCUUGAGAAGCUUGUGGGGAAGCUUCAACUUCCUGAGGAAGUACGUCUAUGUUGGGCUUGAAAAAGUUGAACAGAAGGCUGAUCUGCCUUUGAAGCUUUAAACCCAGUGGACCAAAACCAGUACUGGAAUAUUCACACAAAACCACAGCUGAGUGCAUUCUGUCCCCUUGAUUAGUAUUUGAAUUUAAGUUUUCACCAAAAAUGUAUAUAUAUAUAUAUUUUUAAAUACCUUUUAGCAGCAGUACAUUUUCC